This is a messenger RNA of Astrephomene gubernaculifera, 1520 nucleotides long. The record is from the annotation of a GenBank genome assembly. NCBI's taxonomy places the organism in Eukaryota, Viridiplantae, Chlorophyta, Chlorophyceae, Chlamydomonadales, Astrephomenaceae.
UAGAACUCUAAAGAUACAUGGAUAUUGUUGUUGUGGACUUGUUUUAGGAGAGGAAUCUAAAAGCAAAGUCGCUGUCUCGCUGACUGUAACAGUCAAUUUACCAGGCAACUUGGUAGAACAGCGUUGCAGCCAUGGCAGAGAGUGCCAUCCUCGAAAAAGUGGUGCCAGCGUUGGGAGCGGUGGUAUCUACGGUCAUGUAUAUGUCGCCUUUGAAAGCUGUGCUUCGGGCAUCGAAAGAGAAGAGCCUCGGAGACCUAAAUCCUCUUCCAUUUGGAGUGACUAUUGCAAACACUAUCGCAUGGCUCGGCUACGGACUGCUAAAGCACGACCCGUUCGUUACCACGCCAAACGCAAUCGGCGUCCUCAUUGCGGUCUUCAUGACCCUCACAGCUUACGGACUGGCGGAUGAACAUGCCCGCUAUCGCAUGCGCAUCGUGGUCUGCCUCACCUCUGCCAUCAUGCCGCUGCUGGGGGUGGUCACCGCCUUUGGUGGCAGCGACGCCAAGACGCAGCAAGGGCUGUGGGGCCUGGCCGGGAACGUGGUGUGCCUCAUCUACUACGCGGCGCCGCUGACUAGCAUGCUGGAGGUCAUCCGCUCGCGCAACUCGGCGUCCAUCCUGGUGCCGCUGACGAUGAUGAACACCCUCAAUGCGGCGCUGUGGACCACUUACGGCGUUGCCGUACGCGACCCGUACAUCUGGCUGCCCAACGGCAUCGGCCUGGUGCUGUCGCUCAUGCAGGUGGCGCUGCGGGUGGUCUUCCCCGCCAAGGCCGGGAGCUCCUCCGUGCUGCCCAGCCACCAACACCACGCGUCUUUCCCUCACUCCAGUGACCCCGCCGCUGACCCCCGUUCGCCUCUCGUCGACAGCGGCGGCGCCAAGUACAGUCGCCUGGACGAGUCCUUCAACGCAGCCGGGGUAGUCCAGAACCACUAGAACGGCUUCCGUGACCGUAGCAAAUGCGGUACAUGUCUAUAUGUGAGAGCUGACGGUAGGGAGAUAUGCACAUAGGGAGAUAGGCAGGCUGCAUAGAGGAGGCGUGACGUGGCGUGUUGCAGGUUUGCGGUUUGGCAGGUUGCAGGAUGCGGCGUCAAGGGGAUGUCGGCGGGUUCGUGUUCGCAUGAAGCUAGGCAUCUAAGAUGGCUGGUUCUACUUAUGCUACGUACACGUGUUUUUUCACGCUUUCAGCGCUUCAUGGGGGCCGAAAGCAGUAUCGUGCAUUCGCAUAGUUUUAUGACGUCUGGCUGAAGGGACGGCGUGAAGGCGGAUCAUGCGGUGCAUGGUUUUCGGUAGCCAUGCUAUCAUCGCAGCCCUUGCGGUGGUUAAGGUGGCCGCGGUAGGAUUGCGGGGACGUCUGCUGGUUGUAAAUGGGCAUUCGUGCGUCAGGCAUUGGCAGGCUACAUGCGACUUGGGCCGAGGUCGGGUCCUGUGGCGUUGUGGUGGUACUAUCUGGUCUGGGGCUGGUUUGUCCACACAACGAGUGCCCAGCACUGGUAACGGGUGAUGUGCCCAAGCGGUCUU